Aspergillus neoniger CBS 115656 is the source of this 1374-nucleotide messenger RNA. RefSeq lists its product as uncharacterized. The record is from RefSeq and is a predicted model, not a curated record. Gene Ontology annotation, molecular function: ribonucleoside-diphosphate reductase inhibitor activity. Gene Ontology annotation, cellular component: nucleus; cytoplasm. NCBI's taxonomy places the organism in Eukaryota, Fungi, Ascomycota, Eurotiomycetes, Eurotiales, Aspergillaceae. The coding region runs from base 188 to 946 and encodes 252 amino acids. The transcript has a single exon.
CCUCCACAGCCCUUGCAUUUUCUCUUACUACAUCACACAUUCCAAACUAUAUCCCCUGUCAAAUCAGAAGCCGUCCUUUUAGACCUAAGUGGUCCCCCACGAGCAUACAAACAGACUAGACCACUACAACUUCUCCACUCCCCGCAUAGACAAAAGUCCCGUCUGUCUCUAUCCAAUACAGUCCAACAUGUCCCCCUCCCUCCAGUUCCCCACCACCACCACCACCACCACCACCACCACCACCACCAAGGCCUCCGACCUGGCCUCCAAACGCAGACGCUUUCAGCCACCAAUCACUAGCUUCUUCUCAACUACAUCUACACCUCCCUCAGAAGACAAUGACAACGUGACCACCGACCGCACCCACCAUCUCUCUCACAACCACUACUCCGCCGCAACCUGCUCCCCCACCCCCAUCGUCCCCACCAAAGUCCAAGCCUCCCUCCUCUCCGUCGGCAUGCGCGUUCGUAAAUCCGUCGCAGAGGGAUACAAGACUCGUCUGGCGAAGUCCGACCCCAGUUUCUCCGAGCUGGCUCCCUACAGCGGCAUGCGCAGUCAUUCCGCACCCAUGAACCUUAUCACCGAUGACGAAGGCGACGCUUUCUCCCUCCCCUCCAGCAGCCAGGAGUCCAACGCCGGUGGUCAGAAACGCUCUUAUGAUACGGACUUUGACCUCGACGAGAGUGAGGAUGAUGACGUUGCUGCUUCGGGUUUGGAUCUAUCUACACACAAUGCUACUCUCAUGGGCCGAACCAUCCUUGCGCCCAAGUUGAAUCAGCAGCGAAGACGCUUCGUGACGCUGCGGAAACAUGCCACUAUUUCUGAGGGCAUGGGUAUGGAUAUUGAUGACUUUGAGGAGGCUUCCUUCUUGCGCAGUCGCGAGGAGGUGGAUAUGGAGUAUGGCUCUGUGAGUCGAAGCUCGGAGAUUGAGAUGGGUGGGAUGUAAACAUGUUGUUACUAUUGCCGGGGCUUUCCCAUUAUUUCUCUCGUCGUUUCUGGAUUAUCUUAUUAGCCGGAGUUAACGUGGGUUGGGCUGGGUUUGGGUGGUUGUACUAUUAUCUGUUGUGCUUUUCGUUUGCGUGCAAUGUUCCUUGGGGACACAGAGUACCAUAGGCUGGUUCUAUGUGCUGGAAGACAAGCCGGAUGCUUGAAUUGAUGCAUCAUGCAUACUGUUCGUUAUUUCGCCCGUUGUGUUUCUUUCCCUAUCUCUGUUUGUUUUUUCUAUGCAUAUUCUUACUUGACCCCUGCUUGCUCUACAUUCCUGUUGUUUGUUAUCAAGCACCCUGUACAUAUAACCCGAUUGCGAUGACUCUACCUGUUCAACCUUCCUAGUUAGGCUAAUACAAUAGCCAGCACCCAUGCAGCAGACCUGAA